Messenger RNA from Alligator sinensis (Chinese alligator), 3675 nucleotides. RefSeq names its product contactin 5 (gene CNTN5). Gene Ontology annotation, molecular function: cell-cell adhesion mediator activity. The transcript has 26 exons. Gene Ontology annotation, biological process: brain development; cell-cell adhesion. NCBI's taxonomy places the organism in Eukaryota, Metazoa, Chordata, Crocodylia, Alligatoridae. The record is from RefSeq and is a predicted model, not a curated record. Bases 373 to 3675 code for a protein of 1100 amino acids.
ACAGGUGGCUGUAAGGGUUUGAAGAGUCUAAGAAUAAAUAGAGCACUCACAAUGUGCAAGAGCACUCAUAGCACAGGAACACCACUGUGAUUGGUAGCAAGGGGUGAAGGCAGCAUUGAGGUUUCUUCUGAUCAUCUGCCUAGCACCAGUGGAAGUGCUCUGCAUAGGAUUUCCUGAAAAGAUUCUAAUAUUUUCACUCAGCACCUUGCUUUCAUCGGUUUUCACACAUACAAGGACUAUUUUGUUGAGACCAUUUCCAUUUUGGAGGGAACCAUCCAUACAGCUGACAACAGAACUAAGGCCGAGCUUUAAUGAAGAAGCAUCAGCGCUGCUAACAUUCACACAAAUUGGGGUUCAAGACCUUUGUGACCAAUGAUGAAGUCGUCAUGGAAACUGUUUAUGUUUCUGUCACUUGCUGGGUAUCUUUCAGACUGUUCAGAAGCUGUUCCAGGCCUCCCUACUUCAUAUGCUGCUAUCCUAAGAAUUAGAGCUGGUGGUUCAUCUUCAGCCUCGUUUAGUUCUAAGAGCCGACCACGAUCAAGCAGCCCUUCAUUAGGAAGCGUAUCUUCACCAAGCUGGAGAGGAGCAGCGCAACAGUACCACUCACCAACAAACCUCUAUCACUUCUCAGAGGCCUUUAGACAUGAUGAAAGUGCUGAUUAUGGGCCAGUGUUUAUACAAGAGCCUGAUGAUUUGAUUUUUCCUACUGAUUCUGAGGAGAAGAAAGUGUCUCUGAAUUGUCAAGCACGAGGAAAUCCUGCUCCUACAUACAGAUGGUUACGGAAUGGAACUGAAAUUGACAUUGAAAGUGAUUACCGCUACAGUUUGAUAGAAGGAAGUUUGAUCAUCAGCAAUCCCAGUGAAGCUAAGGAUUCUGGGCAGUAUCAGUGUCUAACUACCAACAUGUUUGGCACCAUAUUGAGUAAAGAGGCCCUUCUUCAAUUUGCAUAUCUGGGCAAUUUUAGUGGACGGACAAGAAGUGCAGUGUCUGUACGGGAAGGUCAAGGAGUUGUUCUGAUGUGCUCUCCUCCGCUACAUUCACCAGAGAUCAUCUAUAGUUGGGUAUUUAAUGAAUUCCCAUCUUUCGUGGCAGAAGAUAGCAGACGUUUCAUCUCUCAGGAGACAGGCAAUCUGUACAUCUCCAAGGUGCAAACAUCUGAUGUUGGCAGCUAUAUCUGUCUGGUAAAAAACACAGUGACAAAUGCCAGAGUUCUGAGUCCUCCUACACCACUUACACUACGAAAUGAUGGUGUGAUGGGGGAAUACGAGCCAAAAAUUGAGGUCCAUUUUCCAUAUACAGUUACAGCUGCUAAGGGAACUACCGUUAAGAUGGAGUGCUUUGCUCUUGGCAACCCUGUUCCAACAAUCUCAUGGAGGAAAGUUAAUGGUCAUAAUCCAAGCAAAGCCCGUCUGAGAAAAUCCCAAGCUGUGCUUGAAAUACCUAACGUGCAGCUAGAUGAUGCAGGGAUGUAUGAAUGUAAGGCUGAAAACUCACGUGGAAGGAAUGUCUUCAGAGGACAGCUACAAGUGUACACCUAUCCACAUUGGAUGGAGAAGCUUAACGAUACUCAGUUAGACAGUGGAGAUCAGCUCCGAUGGGAAUGCAAAGCCACUGGAAAACCAAGGCCAACCUAUCGUUGGCUGAAGAAUGGACUCCCUAUCUGGACACAGAGCAGGGUUGAGAUGGUUAAUGGUGUACUGAUGAUCCACAGUGUGAAUCUCUCAGAUGCUGGAAUGUACCAAUGCUUAGCAGAAAAUAAAUAUGGAACCAUUUAUGCCAGUGCUGAGUUGAAGAUUUUGGCUUCAGCUCCCACUUUUCCACUAAAUCAAAUGAAGAAAACAAUAAUUGUUACCAGGGGCCAAGAAGUUGUCAUUGAGUGCAAACCACAAGCCUCUCCAAAACCAACUAUCACCUGGAAGAAAGGAGACAAAGCAGUAAGGGAGAAUAAGAGGAUAACUGUUCUUCCAGAUGGGAGCCUACGUAUCCUGAAUGCUUCCAAAUCUGACGAAGGAAGGUACUUGUGCCAAGGGGAGAAUGUAUUUGGUUCUGCAGAAAUUGUAACAUCGGUAUUUGUUAAAGAACCUACAAGAUUAGAAUUGACUCCUAAGAGGACCGAAUUAACAGUUGGGGAGAGCAUCGUUCUCAACUGCAAAGCCAUUCAUGACAACACACUGGACGUCUCUUUCUAUUGGACCUUGAAUGGACAGCCAAUUGAUUUUGAGAAGGAAGGUGGACACUUUGAAAGCAUCAGGGCACAAGCAUCCUCUGCAGAUUUAAUGAUCAGGAACAUCCUUCUGAUGCAUGCUGGGAGAUAUGGCUGCAGGGUACAGACCACAGCAGACAGUGUGUCAGAUGAGGCAGAACUUCUUGUUAGGGGUCCUCCUGGUCCCCCAGGGGUAGUAAUAGUUGAAGAAAUUACAGACACCACAGCAACACUUUCUUGGAGUCCAGGGGCAGACAAUCACAGCCCUAUCUCCUUCUACAACUUGCAAGCACGCAGCCCAUUUUCACUUGGCUGGCAGACUGUAAAGACAGUUCCAGAUACCAUAAGCGGUGACAUGGAAUCUGCCAUGGCAGUAGAACUGAACCCUUGGGUAGAAUAUGAGUUCAGAGUUGUAGCAACCAACAAAAUUGGGACUGGGGAUCCCAGUGCACCAUCUCGAGUGAUCAGAACCAAUGAAGCAGUUCCAAAGACAUCUCCAGCUAAUGUAAGUGGCAGAAGUGGAAGACGGCAUGAAUUAGUAAUAGCUUGGGAGCCAGUAUCAGAAGAGUUUCAGAAUGGGGAAGGAUUUGGAUACAUUGUGGCAUUCAGACCCAAUGGAACACGAGGUUGGAAGGAAAAAAUGGUGACAUCUUCAGAUGCUUCAAAGUUCAUCUACAGGGAUGAAAGUGUACCUCCUCUUACCCCCUUUGAGGUGAAAGUUGGUGUAUAUAACAACAAAGGAGAUGGACCCUUCAGCCAUAUUGUGGUUAUCUGUUCAGCCGAAGGAGAACCCAGUGCUGCUCCUUUCGAUGUCAAAGCUACAAGUUUGUCUGUAUCAGAGAUUCUUGUUGCGUGGAAACGUAUUAAAGAAAGUCUAGGAAGACCACAGGGAUUUGAGGUUGCAUACUGGAGAGAUAUGGAGCAGGAAGAAGCAGCAGAAAAAGUCAAAACUGAGGGAAAUGAAUCAUCCAUCAUUCUGACGGGAUUAGAAGGAAACACAUUAUACCACCUAACAGUCAGGGCCUAUAAUGCUGCUGGAUAUGGACCACCUAGCACAACUGUGCAUGCUGCCACCAAGAAAUCCCCUCCCAGCCAACCACCAAGCAAUAUUAUGUGGAUGCAAGAUGGCUCUCAUGUGUCUCUGGGAUGGGAGCCAGUCAGACCUCUAGCAAAUGAAUCUGAUGUAAUGGGGUAUAAGGUAUUGUUUAGACAAGAAGGUCAAAGCAACAGUCAGGUCAUUGAAACACAGAAAACCUCUGCAGUGGUUCUUCUUCCUGAUGUUGGCGUCUAUAUCAUAGAGGUUUGUGCUGUCAGUGAAGGAGGGGACGGGACAGUCAGCUCCCAAAUCAGGGUGCCAUCUUUUUCAGGGGGAAAAGUCACGAGCUCUCAAUCCACUUUACACAUUUUCUCAACGUCCUCAUCAUCUGUAACGUUGCUCUUGGCACUGAUGGUUCCUUCAACCUCAUGGUGA